AUGGCCCCUACUAAGAUGAAACUGCGUGUCCGGCGGAAGGAGAGCGGAGGUGCAGGAGGUCAGGAACAGGAAGAGACCUCUAAGACCUCCUCUCAGUCGGUUUCGGCCGAGGCGUCUCCUGACUCUAAAUGCCCAAUCUGUCUGGACCGCUUCAACAACAUGUCUUACCUGGACAGGUAUUAGGCUCCCCGAUUAUCUGCUGCAAAGGCUACUCUUCCUGGGAUCCAAACAGGAAACUACACAACAAAUAAUAAUAUACAUUUACAUGACAAUUUAGACAUUCAGCAGACGCUCCCAUCCAGAGAGACCCACAGCUAGUGCAGCGAGACAACCACGUAUCACAACCACGUAUCACAAACACGUAUUACAACCACGUAUCACAGUCGUAUCACAACCACGUAUCACAACCACGUAUCACAACCACGUAUCACAGUCGUAUCACAACCACGUAUCACAACCACGUAUCACAGUCGUAUCACAACCACGUAUCACAGCCACGUAUCACAGUCGUAUCACAACCACGUAUCACAACCACGUAUCACAACCACGUAUCACAACCACGUAUCACAGUCGUAUCACAACCACGUAUCACAGUCGUAUCACAACCACGUAUCACCACCACGUAUCACAACCAUGUAUCACAACCACGUAUCACAGUCGUAUCACAACCACGUAUCACAGUCGUAUCACAACCACGUAUCACCACCACGUAUCACAGUCGUAUCACAACCACGUAUCACCACCACGUAUCACAGUCGUAUCACAGUCGUAUCACAACCACGUAUCACAGUCGUAUCACAGCCACGUAUCACAGUCUUAUCACAACCACGUAUCACAACCACGUAUCACAACCACGUAUCACAACCACGUAUCACAACCACGUAUCACAGUCGUAUCACAACCACGUAUCACAGUCGUAUCACAACCACGUAUCACAACCACGUAUCACAACCACGUAUCACAGUCGUAUCACAACCACGUAUCACAACCACGUAUCACAACCACGUAUCACAACCACGUAUCACAGUCGUAUCACAACCACGUAUCACAGUCGUAUCACAACCACGUUUCACAACCACGUAUCACAGUCGUAUCGCAACCACGUAUCACAGUCGUAUCACAACCACGUAUCACAACCACGUAUCACAACCACGUAUCACAACCACGUAUCACAACCACGUAUCACAGUCGUAUCACAACCACAUAUCACAGUCGUAUCACAACCACGUAUCACAGUCGUAUCACAACCACGUAUCACAGUCGUAUCACAACCACGUAUCACAGUCGUAUCACAACCACGUAUCACAACCACGUAUCACAACCACGUAUCACAACCACGUAUCACAGUCGUAUCACAACCACGUAUCACAACCACGUAUCACAGUCGUAUCGCAACCACGUAUCACAACCACGUAUCACAGUCGUAUCGCAACCACGUAUCACAACCACGUAUCACAGUCGUAUCACAACCACGUAUCACAACCACGUAUCACAGUCGUAUCACAACCACGUAUCACAACCACGUAUCACAACCACGUAUCACAGUCGUAUCACAACCACGUAUCACAGUCGUAUCACAACCACGUAUCACAACCACGUAUCACAGUCGUAUCACAACCACGUAUCACAGUCGUAUCACAACCACGUAUCACAGUCGUAUCGCAACCACAUAUCACAACCACGUAUCACAGUCGUAUCACAACCACGUAUCACAACCACGUAUCACAGUCGUAUCACAACCACGUAUCACAACCACGUAUCACAACCACGUAUCACAGUCGUAUCACAACCACGUAUCACAGUCGUAUCACAACCACGUAUCACAACCACGUAUCACAGUCGUAUCACCACCACGUAUCACAGUCGUAUCACAACCACGUAUCACAACCACGUAUCACAGUCGUAUCGCAACCACGUAUCACAACCACGUAUCACAGUCGUAUCACAACCACGUAUCACAACCACGUAUCACAGUCGUAUCGCAACCACGUAUCACAACCACGUAUCACAGUCGUAUCACAACCACGUAUCACAACCACGUAUCACAACCACGUAUCGCAGUCGUAUCACAACCACGUAUCACAGUCGUAUCACAACCACGUAUCACAACCACGUAUCACAGUCGUAUCGCAACCACGUAUCACAACCACGUAUCACAACCACGUAUCACAACCACGUAUCACAGUCGUAUCACAACCACGUAUCACAACCACGUAUCACAGUCGUAUCACAACCACGUAUCACAACCACGUAUCACAACCACGUAUCACAGUCGUAUCACAACCACGUAUCACAGUCGUAUCACAACCACGUAUCACAACCACGUAUCACAGUCGUAUCACAACCACGUAUCACAGCCACGUAUCACAGUCGUAUCACAACCACGUAUCACAGUCGUAUCACAACCACGUAUCACAACCACGUAUCACAGUCGUAUCACAACCACGUAUCACAGCCACGUAUCACAGUCGUAUCACAGUCGUAUCACAACCACGUAUCACAGUCGUAUCACAACCACGUAUCACAGUCGUAUCACAACCACGUAUCACAGUCGUAUCACAACCACGUAUCACAGUCGUAUCACAACCACGUAUCACAACCACGUAUCCACCACGUAUCCACACACGUAUCACAGUCGUAUCACAACCACGUAUCACAGUUCGUAUCACAACCACGUAUCACAACCACGUAUCACCGUCGUAUCACAACCACGUAUCACAGCCACGUAUCACAGUCGUAUCACAACCACGUAUCACAGUCGUAUCACAACCACGUAUCACAACCACGUAUCACAGUCGUAUCACACCACGUAUCACAGCCACUAUCACAGUCGUAUCACAACCACGUAAUCACAGUCGUAUCACAACCACGUAUCACAGUCGUAUCACAACCACGUAUCACAGUCGUAUCACAACCACGUAUCACAACCACAUAUCACAGUCGUAUCACAACCACGUAUCACAGUCGUAUCACAGUCGUAUCACAACCACGUAUCACAACCACGUAUCACAGUCGUAUCACAGUCGUAUCACAUACAUAAUACAAUGCAUAGAAAUAUAUGUGUGUCUCUUCACAGUCCCUGUCGUGCCGAAAGGUGCUCUGUUAUCUGUUUUUUAAAAUCUAUUUUUAUUGCUAGUUUGAGUUACCUGGGGUGGCAGAGAGUUCCAUGUAGUCAUGGCUCUAUUUAAUACUGUGUGUUUCCCAGCCUCUGUUCUGGACCUGGGGACUGGGAAGAGACCUCUGGUUGCAUGUCUUGUGUUGUACCGAUGAGUGUCCGAACUGUGUGCCAACUGCUUGAACAGACCGUUCGGUAACUUCAACACAUCAAUACCUCCCUCAAAGACCCCAAUAGUGAUGCAGUCAAUCUCUCCUCAACUUUGAGCCAGGAGAGAUUGACGUGCAUGUCAUUGACAUUCGCCGUCCGUGUACUUCUAAGUGCGAUCCGUACGUGCUGCUCUGUUCUGGACCAACUGCAAUUAGCCGAUAUCCUUCUUAGCUGCACCAGAACACACAACUGGACAGUCCAGAACUAGGGCCCAGGUAAAGGAAUGACAGGCUGUUCCCAAAUGUAAGUUCUGACUUCAGCAGACUUCACCCGACGAAGACUUCCUGUGAAUUCAAAAUGUGUGUAUUUUGGUAGUAUAUUCUUUUUAGCCCAGCAGCAAUAUUGUGAAGUUUAGGAUGUCACCCGUUUCACCCGUUUCUUCAUGAACAGGUGCCUCCACCGCUUCUGCUUCCGAUGCAUACAGGAGUGGAGCAACAACAAGGUAGGAGUCAAGUGUCCGAAAUAGAACCCUAUUCCCUAUGUAGUGCACUACUUUUUUUGUACACAGAAGAAGCACUAGGCUAGACGUUGUGUAUUUACAAUAUCACUGCUCUGAGUUGCUUUUUGAUUGCUGAAAUGAUUGACAAACCAAUUUGCCCUCUGGGAUGAAUAAAGAAUGUUAUUUGUGAUCUAUCUCUAGGUGGAGUGUCCGCUGUGUAAGCAGCCGUUCUCCUCCAUCCUCCACUCUAUCAAGGCCCAGGACAACUUUAAAGAGUUUACUCUCAGACCGGCACCUGUACCUGGGGAGAACGGGACCGCAAUGAUCGCAGCUGCCGAAGCAGCCGCCGCUGCCUUGGUGACCGCCAGGGUGGGCGGUAAUCAGGGAGAACGAAGGAGGACGCGGAGAAGAGGAGGAGGAGGAGGAGGAGGAGGGAGAGAGAGGAGACAGUCAGGACGACUGUGGAGAGGGAGGGGACUCUCUUCUGCUCCUUCCCCUCCUCUCCCCCCUCUUCAUCCCCCUCCUCUACCCCGGCCCGAUGAAGGAGGGAUGAGAGGUAACCUUAGACACGAUUUGUUUUUACCACUUUGGAAAUAAAUGUUUUCAUUCAUAUUUUAAAGUGCUCAAUUUUUUUACCCAAAUAAAUUCAAUUUACUGCUUGUGGUUGGUCUAGAGGGUACCUUCACCUGUAGGAGUUACACACACCUUCACCUGUAGGAGUUACACACACCUUCACCUGUAGGAGUUACACACACCUUCACCUGUAGGAGUUACACACACCAUCACCUGUAGGAGUUACACACACCUUCACCUGUAGGAGUUACACACACCUUCACCUGUAGGAGUUACACACACCUUCACCUGUAGGAGUUAUACACACCUUCACCUGUAGGAGUUAUACACACCUUCACCUGUAGGAGUUAUACACACCUUCACCUGUAGGAGUUAUACACACCUUCACCUGUAGGAGUUAACACACACCCUUCACCUGUAGGAGUUAUACACACCUUCACCUGUAGGAGUUACUGUAGGAGUUAUACACACCUUCACCUGUAGGAGUUACACACACCUUCACCUGUAGGAGUUAUACACACCUUCACCUGUAGGAGUUAUACACACCUUCACCUGUAGGAGUUAUACACACCUUCACCUGUAGGAGUUAUACACACCUUCACCUGUAGGAGUUACACACACCUUCACCUGUAGGAGUUAUACACACCUUCACCUGUAGGAGUUACUGUAGGAGUUAUACACACCUUCACCUGUAGGAGUUACACACACCUUCACCUGUAGGAGUUCUACACCACCCCAGUGUGGGUACCUUCACAGCUAUUCUGCAUCUCUCCUCACUGUUUCCACACUCAUUUCACAAAAGAUUGGGAUUUUUUUUUGUUCUCACCCCACUCUCUCUCUAUCCCUCUCCCCCUCUCUCUCUCUGUCCCUCUCCCCCCUUUCCUCUCUCUCUUCCCACUCCUGUCUGUCCCUCUCUCUCUGUCCCUCUCCCCCUUUCAUCUCUCCCUCUCCCCCCUCUCUCUCUGGUCCCCCUCUCUCUCUCUCUCUCUCUCUCUCUGUCCCCCCCCCUCUCUCUCUGGUCACUCUCCCCCCUCUCUCUGUCCCUCUCCCCCUCCCUCUCUCUGUCCCUCUCCCCUCCCUCUCUGUCCCUCUCUCCCCUCUCUCUCUGUCCCUCUCCCCCUUUCUCUCUCCCCUCCCUCUCUGUCCCUCUCUCCCCCUCUCUUCUCUGUCCCUCUCCCCCUUUCUCUCUCUCUCUCUCUCUUUCCCUCUCUCCCCUCUCUCUCUGUCCCUCUACCCCCUUUCUCUCUCUCUCUGUCCCUCCUCUCCCCUCUCUCUCUCCUCCCCUUUCUCUCUCUCUCUGUCCCUCUGUCCUCGUACUCUCCCCCCCUCUCUCUCUAUGUCCCUCUCUCCUCUCAUGUCCCGUUCUCCCCUCCUCUCCCCCCUCUCUCUCUCUGUCCCCUUUCUCCCUCUCCCCCUCUCUCUCUCUGGUCCCUCUCCCCCCUCUCUCUCUCUGUCCCUCUGUCCCUCUCUCCCCUCUCCCUCUCUCCCCUCUCCCCCUGUCCCACUUCCCUCUCAGGAGAGAUGGAUGGAGAGGACCCGGGGGUGAUCUUUGAAGGGCUGACUGGUGUGGCCGCACCCCCCCCUCACGACCGAGGGGUACAGCGCCUCAUGGUGCGGCUGGCUGCUAGGCGCCGGUCCCAGAGAGAGGGGCGCUCCGCAAGACUGCUCCGACCACGGGAGAUGCUCUCCUUCCGCCGGGCUCUCUACCGCAGUGGCGUACGUGUCAGGAACGGUCGCGGCAGUGGCGAGAGGCCCCGUGACAUCACGGCGGCAUUUUACCAGCGGAACCCGGCAGGUCUCCAUAGACUCCUCCCCUGGUUACAGGUGUGUGUGGUUACAGAUGGAUGCUGUUUCUACUUGCAGUGCAUCCGGAAAGUAUUCAGACCCCUUGAACUUCUCCACAUUUUGUUACGUUUACAGCCUUAUUCUAAAAUUGAUUAAAUAGUUUUUUUCCCCUCAAAUCUACACACGAUACCCCAUAAUGACAAAGCAAAAACAGGUUUUUGGAACUGUUUGCACAUUUAUUAAAGACAAAAUACUGAAAUAAUACAUUUACAUAAGUAUUCAGACCCUUUACUCAGUACUUUGUUGAAGCACCUUUGGCAGCGAUUACAGCCUUGAGUCUUCUUGGGUAUGACGCUACAAGCUUGGCACACCUGUAUUUGGGGAGUUUCUCCCAUUCUUCUCUGCAGAUCCUCUCAAGCUCUGUCAGGUUGGAUGGGGAGCGUCGCUGCACAGCUAUUUUCAGGUCUCUCCAGAGAUGUUUGAUCGGGUUCAAGUCCGGGCUCUGGCUGGGCCACUCAAGGACAUUCAGAGACUUGUCCCGAAGCCACUCCUGCGUUGUCUUGGCUGUGUGCUUAGGGUCGUUGUCCUGUUGGAAGGUGAACCUUCGCCCCAGUUUGAGGUCCUGAGCGCUCUGGAGCAGGUUUUCAUCAAGGAUCUCUCUGUACUUUGCGCCGUUCAUCUUUCCCUCGAUCCUGACUAGUCUUCCAGUCCCUGUCGCUGGAAAACAUCCCCACAGCAUGAUGCUGCCACCACCAUGCUUCACCGUAGGGAUGGUGCCAAGAGGUUUCCUCUAGAAGUGACGCUUGGCAUUCAGGCCAAAGAGUUCAAUCAUGGUUUCAUCAGACCAGAGAAUGUUGUUUCUCAUGGUCUAAGAGUCCUUUAGGAGCCUUUUGGCAAACUCCAAGUGGGCUGUCAUGUGCCUUUUACUGAGGAGUGGCUUCCAUCUGGCCACUCUACCAUAAAGGCCUGAUUGGUGGAGUGCUGCAGAGAUGGUUGUCCUUCUGGAAGGUUCUCCCCAUCUCCACAGAGGAACUCUGGAGCUCUGUCAGAGUGACCAUCAGGUUCUUGGUCACCUCCCUGACCAAGGCCCUUCUCCCCCGAUCGCUCAGUUUGGCCGGGCGGCCAGCUCUAGGAAGAGUCUUGGUGGUUCCAAACUUCUUCCAUUUAAGAAUGAUGGAGGCCACUGUGUUCUUGGGGACCUUCAAUGCUGCAGAAAUGUUUUGGUACCCUUCCCCAGAUCUGUGCCUCGACACAAUCCUGUCUCGGAGCUCUACGGACAAUUCCUUCAACCUUAUGGCUUGGUUUUUUGCUCUGACAUGCACUGUCAACUGUGGGAACCUUGUAUAGACAGGUGUGUGCCUUUCCAAAUCAUGUCCAAUCAAUUGAAUUUACCACAGGUGGACUCCAAUACAUUUGAAGAAACAUCUCAAGGAUGAUCAAUGGAAACAGGAUGCACCUGAGCUCAAUUUCAAGAUUCAUAGUAAAGGGUCUGAAUACUUAUGUAAAUAACGUAUUCCUGUUUUUUUAAUUGUAAUCAUUUGCAAAAAUGUAUACAUCUGUUUCUGCUUUGUCAUUAAGGUGGUAUUGUGUGUAGAUUGAUGAGGGGGGAAAAAUAAUUUGAUUAAUUUUAGAAUAAGGCUGUAACGUAACAAAAUGUGGAAAAGGUAAAGGGGUAUGAAUACAAAAAUGCUUAAACCACAUCAGGAGACCACUUUUGAGGUCUUGGGAAAUUUAGAUUUCUAGUAGUUACCUUUUUAAUUCCAGUGCACCUCUAGCAAGAGCCGCUUUAGUGAUGUUUUUGUAGCACAGGUGAUGGUUUGCAAAACAAAUACCCACGGGAUUGAUGCGAAUAAUCAUGAUAUCAUUCUGACAGGCUACUUUGUAGUUGAUAUUUAAUUGAGAAGGUUUUUGGGAAAGCCUUUCCAUUACCAGAAUAUUUUUCAUUAGCGUCAUAGCAAACGGUUACACAAAGUGGUGGACACGUGCACCGCUCAUACGUACAGGAGGAAUUCUCCUCUUCAGAAAGAUUCAGGAAAUAUGAAUCACUGAUGCAUUCUGUUCAUGGCUUAUGAUCAACUUGGGCAAAUACAUUUUCAAUACAGUUAGUUGAUUCCCUACUAAGUUCAAUACAGUUAGUUGAUUCCCUACUAAGUUCAAUACAGUUAGUUGAUUCCCUACUAAGUUCAAUACAGUUAGUUGAUUCCCUACUAAGUUCAAUACAGUUAGUUGAUUCCCUACUAAGUUCAAUACAGUUAGUUGAUUCCCUACUAAGUAAAAAAAAAUAUAUAAUAUUGUAGAAUUCCGUUUUAAUGUCUGGAUUCCGUGAUUCCGUCCGUGUUCGCUGCAUCUCUGAUUUCAUAGGGCCCUAGGUGUAGGGUGAUUUUAUAGGGCCCUAGGUGUAGGGUGAUUUCAUAGGGCCCUAGGUGUAGGGUGAUUUCAUAGGGCCCUAGGUGUAGGGUGAUUUUAUAGGGCCCUAGGUGUAGGGUGAUUUUAUAGGGCCCUAGGUGUAGGGUGAUUUCAUAGGGCCCUAGGUGUAGGGUGAUUUUAUAGGGCCCUAGGUGUAGGGUGAUUUUAUAGGGCCCUAGGUGUAGGGUGAUUUUAUAGGGCCCUAGGUGUAGGGUGAUUUUAUAGGGCCCCAGGUGUAGGGUGAUCUUUAUAGGGCCCCAGGUGUAGGGUGAUUUCAUAGGGCCCUAGGUGUAGGGUGAUUUUAUAGGGUCCUAGGUGUAGGGUGAUUUUAUAGGGCCCUAGGUGUAGGGUGAUUUUAUAGGGCCCUAGGUGUAGGGUGAUUUUAUAGGGCCCUAGGUGUAGGGUGAUCUUUAAAGGGCCCUAGGUGUAGGGUGAUUUUAUAGGGCCCCAGGUGUAGGGUGAUUUCAUAGGGCCCUAGGUGUAGGGUGAUUUUAUAGGGCCCUAGGUGUAGGGUGAUUUUAUAGGGCCCUAGGUGUAGGGUGAUUUUAUAGGGCCCUAGGUGUAGGGUGAUUUUAUAGGGCCCUAGGUGUAGGGUGAUUUUAUAGGGCCCUAGGUGUAGGGUGAUUCAUAGGGCCCUAGGUGUAGGGUGAUUUUAUAGGGCCCUAGGUGUAGGGUGAUUUCAUAGGGCCCUAGGUGUAGGGUGAUUUUAUAGGGCCCUAGGUGUAGGGUGAUUUUAUAGGGCCCUAGGUGUAGGGUGAUUUUAUAGGGCCCUAGGUGUAGGGUGAUUUUAUAGGGCCCUAGGUGUAGGGUGAUUUCAUAGGGCCCUAGGUGUAGGGUGAUUUUAUAGGGCCCUAGGUGUAGGGUGAUUUUAUAGGGCCCUAGGUGUAGGCCAGUAAGCUUUGCAAUCAAAUGUAUUUUACUGCCGCUGGUAUCAAGUCUCUCAGAGCGUGUUUGCAGUUUGCAUAUUUGAUUAAUUGAAACUUUGACCGCUAACCCUUGACCUGUAACCCUUGACCUGUAACCCUGGUUACAGCGGGAGCUGACGGUGCUGUACGGCGCCCACGGCUCAUUGGUCAACAUCGUCCAACGCAUCAUCACCUCGCGAAUCACACGUCACGACAUGGAGGGAGGGGGCGGGGCCAUCCAGGACGAGCUCCGUCCCUUCCUGCUGGCGAGGACUGAUCACUUCCUCCACGAGCUGGUGAGCACCCUCUCCCUAAACCACAUGCACUAACUCACACCCGCCACCCCCCCCCCCCCCCCCACUAACCCUCGUGUCUCUCCCCCCAGAUCAGUUUUGCCCGUUCCCCUCUCAGUUUGGAAGCGUAUGACCAGCUGGCCAUCUACGACCCUCCAGCGCCGUCCUACGAGGACAGGAUGACAUCAUCUAGCGACACUGAUGACUCCGUCAUCGCCAUCUCGGAUGAAGAGGUUUUAUAUAUUUUUUUUUUAUUGCUACUUCUUACUGAAUACUUUUUAAAUAGUUGCUGAGAGAAGAGUUGGUGAGUAAGCAUGUCAUUGUACUGUCUACACUACGCUGUAUCCUAUCUACACUACGCUGUAUCCUGUCUACACUAUGCUGUAUCCUGUCUACACUACGCUGUAUCCUGUCUACACUACGCUGUAUCCUGUCUACACUAUGCUGUAUCCUGUCUACACUACGCUGUAUCCUGUCUACACUAUGCUGUAUCCUGUCUACACUAUGCUGUAUCCUGUCUACACUAUGCUGUAUCCUGUCUACACUAUGCUGUAUCCUGUCUACACUAUGCUGUAUCCUGUCUACACUAUGCUGUAUCCUGUCUACACUAUGCUGUAUCCUGUCUACACUACGCUGUAUCCUGUCUACACUAUGCUGUAUCCUGUCUACACUACGCUGUAUCCUGUCUACACUAUGCUGUAUCCUGUCUACACUACGCUGUAUCCUGUCUACACUAUGCUGUAUCCUGUCUACACUACGCUGUAUCCUGUCUACACUAUGCUGUAUCCUGUCUACACUAUGCUGUAUCCUGUCUACACUACGCUGUAUCCUGUCUACACUAUGCUGUAUCCUGUCUACACUACGCUGUAUCCUGUCUACACUAUGCUGUAUCCUGUAUACACUAUGCUGUAUCCUGUCUACACUACGCUGUAUCCUGUCUACACUAUGCUGUAUCCUGUCUACACUAUGCUGUAUCCUGUCUACACUAUGCUGUAUCCUGUCUACACUACGCUGUAUCCUGUCUACACUAUGCUGGUAUCCUGUCUACACUACGCUGUAUCCUGUCUACACUAUGCUGUAUCCUGUCUACACUAUGCUGUAUCCUGUCUACACUACGCUGUAUCCUGUCUACACUACGCUGUAUCCUGUAUACACUAUGCUGUAUCCUGUCUACACUACGCUGUAUCCUGUCUACACUAUGCUGUAUCCUGUCUACACUACGCUGUAUCCUGUCUACACUAUGCUGUAUCCUGUCUACACUAUGCUGUAUCCUGUCUACACUACGCUGUAUCCUGUCUACACUAUGCUGUAUCCUGUCUACACUACGCUGUAUCCUGUCUACACUACGCUGUAUCCUGUCUACACUACGCUGUAUCCUGUCUACACUAUGCUGUAUCCUGUCUACACUGCGCUGUAUCCUGUCUACACUACGCUGUAUCCUGUCUACACUACGCUGUAUCCUGUCUACACUACGCUGUAUCCUGUCUACACUAUGCUGUAUCCUGUCUACACUACGCUGUAUCCUGUCUACACUAUGCUGUAUCCUGUCUACACUAUGCUGUAUCCUGUCUACACUAUGCUGUAUCCUGUCUACACUAUGCUGUAUCCUGUCUACACCUACGCUGUAUCCUGUCUACACUACGCUGUAUCCUGUCUACACUAUGCUGUAUCCUGUCUACACUAUGCUGUAUCCGGUCUACACUAUGCUGUAUCCUGUCUACACUAUGCUGUAUCCUGUCUACACUAGCUGUAUCCUGUCUACACUAUGCUGUAUCCUGUCUACACUAUGCUGUAUCCUGUCUACACUAUGCUGUAUCCUGUCUACACUAUGCUGUAUCCUGUCUACACUAUGCUGUAUCCUGUCUACACUAUGCUGUAUCCUGUCUACACUAUGCUGUAUCCUGUCUACACUAUGCUGUAUCCUGUCUACACUAUGCUGUAUCCUGUCUACACAUGCUGUAUCCUGUCUACACUAUGCUGUAUCCUGUCUACCCUACGCUGUAUCCCGUCUACACUAUGCUGUAUCCUGUCUACACUAUGCUGUAUCCUGUCUACACUAUGCUGUAUCCUGUCUACAUAUGCUGUAUCCUGUCUACACUAUGCUGUAUCCUGUCUACACUAUGCUGUAUCCUGUCUACACUAUGCUGUAUCUGUCUACACUAUCUGUAUCCUGUCUACACUAUGCUGUAUCCUGUCUACACUAUGCUGUAUCCUGUCUACACUAUGCUGUAUCCUGUCUACACUAUGCUGUAUCCUGUCUACACUAUGCUGUAUCCUGUCUACACUACGCUGUAUCCUGUCUACACUAUGCUGUAUCCUGUCUACACUAUGCUGUAUCCUGUCUACACUAUGCUGUAUCCUGUCUACACUAUGCUGUAUCCUGUAUACACUAUGCUGUAUCCUGUCUACACUAUGCUGUAUCCUGUCUACACUACGCUGUAUCCUGUCUACACUAUGCUGUAUCCUGUCUACACUGCGCUGUAUCCUGUGCAUUUGAUUUGAGGACGAAUAGGAGUAUAUUUCCCCUCAGGAGUCUGUCUGUCUCUCUGUCUCUCCAGGAAGAGGAAGGAGGGUCGAUGGGAGGACGGGAGAGACGGCCGGUGUCGGUAGCAGGAAGUAGCGCUCUGAGCCAAUCCGCUUGGGACGAUGAAACACCAGGACCCUCCUACUCUACAGCUGAGCCGUCCCAUUCCCCCAUGCCGCUGUCGAUCAGCCCUGGGGGGCGGGACUCUGGUCCAGUGGGAGCCAAUCAGCAUCCUGCUCAGGACGUGACAGCGGCAGGAGAUGAGGAGGAGGAGGAGGAGGGAGAACAGUGUAUGAUCGUGGGGUUUGUUAAAGCCAUGGCUGAGAGAACUCCUGAACUGGUCCAACUCUCCUCUGACCCCUCAGAUGAAGAGGAGAAAGAGACUCUUCCACUUCCAGCACUACCCCCUCUCUCUCUCGCUAUCUCUCCUCAGUUUAAAAACACCAGCACAGAGAGACAGGGAGGAGAGGGGGAGAGGGGACUGGGGGAGGGCGGAGUGGGGGAGAGGGAGAAGGGACUGGGGGAGAGGGAGGAGGGACUGGGGGAGAGGGAGAAGGGACUGGGGGAGAGCGGAGUGGGGGAGAUGGAGAGGGGACUGGGGGAGAGCGGAGUGGGGGAGAGGGAGAGCGGAGUGGGACUAAAACAUCUAGACAGAGAGAGAGAGCGGGUAGAAGAGAGACUCCUCUAUUGCCCUCUAGUGGAGAGAAGGGAGGGCAGACCCCGAGAGAGGUCUAGAAGCAGACAGCGGUCAGCGAGCGUCUGGUCACGGUCCCGUCGGUCCAGGAGUUCUGAACGGAGCUGGUCGGCAUGGAGCGCCGUGUCCGUACGGAGCGAUGACAGCAGCCAGGAACGCCACCGGAAGAGACGGGCGAGAGAGCGGGAGAAAAGGAGAAAAGAGAAGGGAAAAAGAAGAGACAAAACUUCCCACUACAGAGUCUCCUAUAGACAACACAGCAGACAGCGCAGGAGGGAGAGACAGACCAGUGGAGAGAGGGAGAGGGAGAGGGAGAGGGAGAGGCAGACCAGUGGAGAGAGGGAGAGGGAGAGGGAGAGGGAGAGGCAGACCAGUGGAGAGAGAGAGAGGGAGAGAAGCAGAGGUAGAGACCGAGCGAGAGAAAGGAUUCCAUAUGAACCAGCCAGGUCCAAAUAUUCUCACGCAGGAAUAGUCGUUAGUCCGGAAUACAGCGUCCUAUCCCAUUCCCCGUCCUUAUCCUGGAGUAGCCAGCGAGGACCAGAAUCUCCUGGGGAACACCGGCGUUCCCGGUCCUCCGACAGCCUCUCUUCCUCCAGCUCCCUGUCCCAUCUCUCUGCAGACAGACAACAUUCCCGGCGUUCCCAACGCUCCGACAAGCCAGGAGGGAAGAGGAAGUAUAAAACGCGGCAUCUGGAAGACCCUUCCUGGGAGCCAUCCAGCUCCGCAAGGAGAGAGCGGGGGAGAGGGGGAGAGAGGGGGAGAGGCGGAGAGAGAGAGAAGAGGGGACGGGGAGCAGAAGCCACCGCUAGCCCCAGGAAGUGCAGAGGCGGUCUGGAAGAGAGGUGAGGAGGACUGGGGCUUGGAGAGGGGCUAGUCUAUACCAUAACAUACUGGGUGAGUCCCAAAUGUUACCUUAUUCCUUAUAUAGUGCACUACUUUAGACCAGAGCCCUAUGUGCACUAUAUAGGGCAGGGGUAUUCAACUCUGACCCUACGAGGUCCGGAGCCUGCUGGUUUUCUGUUCUACCUAAUAAUGAUAUUUUUCUUUUUUGUUGCCUUACAACCUGGAAUUAAAAUGUUUUUUUUUGGGGGGGGGGGGGGUUGUAUCAUUUGAUUUACACAACAUGCCUACCACUUUGAAGAUGCAAAAUAUGUUUUAUUGUGAAACAAACAAGAAAUAAGACAAUUUGAGCGCUCAUAACUAUUCACCCCCCCCCCCCCCCCCAAAGUCAAUACUUUGUAGAGCCACCUUUUGCAGCAAAUACAGCUGAAAGUCUCUUGGGGUAUGUCUCUAUAAGCUUGGAACAUCUAGCCACUGGGAUUGCUGCCCAUUCUUCAAAGCAAAACUGCUCCAGCUCCUUCAAGUUGGAUGGGUUCUGCUGGUGUACAGCAAUCUUUAAGUCAUACCACAGAUCCUCAAUUGGAUUGAGGUCUGGGCUUUGACUAGGCCAUUCCAAGACAUUUAAAUGUUACCCCUUAAACCACUCGAGUGUUGCUUUAGCAGUAUGCUUAGGGUCAUUGUCCUGCUGGAAGGUGAACCUCUGUCCCAGUCUCAAAUCUCUGGAAGACUGAAACAGGUUCCCCUCAAGAAUUUCCCUGUAUUUAGCGCCAUCCAUCAUUCCUUCAAUUCUGACCAGUUUCCCAGUCCUUGCCGAUGAAAAACAUCCCCACAGCCUGAUGCUGCCACCACCAUGCUUCACUGUGGGGAUGGUGUUAUUGGGGUGAUGAGAGGUGUUGGGUUUGCACCAGACAUAGCGUUUUCCUUGAUGGCCAAAAAGCUCAAUUUUAAAAGCUCAAUUUUAGUCUCAUCUGACCAGAGUAUGUUUGGGGAGUCUCCCACAUGCCUUUUGGUGAACACCAAACAUGUUUGCUUAUUUUUUUCUUUAAGCAAUGUCUUUUUUCUGGCCACUCUUCCGUAAAUCCCAGCUCUGUGGAGUGUUUGGCUUAAAGUGGUCCUAUGGACAGAUACUCCAAACUCCGCUGUGGAGCUUUGCAGAUCCUUCAGGGUUAUCUUUGGUCUCUUUGUUGCCUCUCUGAUUAAUGACCUAAGUUUGUUGUGGUGCCAUAUUCUUUCAAUUUUUUAAUAAUGGAUUUAAUGGUGCUCCGUGGGAUGUUAAAAGUUUCUGAUAUUUUUUUAUAACCCAACCCUGAUCUGUACUUCUCCACAACUUUGUCCCUGACCUGUUUGGAGAGCUUCUUGGUCUUCAUGGUGCCACUUGCUUCAUGGUGCCCCUUGCUUAGUGGUGUUGCAGACUCUGGGACCUUUCAGAACAGGUGUAUAUAUACUGAGAUCAUGUGACACUUAGAUUGCAAACAGGUGGACUUUAUUUAACUAAUUAUGUGACUUAUGAAGGUCAUUGGUUGCACCAGGUCUUAUUAAGGGGCUUCAUAGCAAAGGGGGUGAAUACAUAUGCACGCACCACUUUUCCAUUAUUUAUUUGAAUUUUUUUAAACAAGUUAUUUUUUUCAUUUCACUUCAGCAAUUUGGACUAUUUUGUGUAUGUCCAUUACAUGAAAUCCAAAUAAAAAUCCAUUUAACUUACAGGUUGUAAUGCAACAAAAUAGGAAAAACGCCAAGGGGGAUGAAUAAUUUUGCAAGGCACUGUAAAUCAGUCCCUGAUUUUUAGAGGGGAACAAUUAAAAAACACAGUGGAACUGGCUUGGAGGUCCAGAGGGUAGUUUGAGGGGAUAGGGUGACAUUUGGGAUACUGCCACUGUUGAUUUCUAAUCCUAUAGUGUAUUCUCACUAGGUAUGUCAUUUCUAACUCUGUGUGUCUUUCUGUCUGUGUGUCUGUCUGUCUGUGUGUGUGUCUGUCUGUGUGUGUGUGUGUGUGUCUGUCUGUGUGUGUGUGUGUGUGUGUGUCUGUCUGUCUGUGUAUCUGUCUGUGUGUCUGUCUGUGUGUGUGUGUGUCUGUCUGUGUGUGUGUGUGUGUGUGUGUGUGUCUGUCUGUGUGUGUCCAUCCGUCCCCAGUGUGAAGAAGAGAAGGCGUCAGUCCCGCAGCCCCAGCAUUGAAAUCCUCUAUGAAGGGAGGACCGUGAACGCUGCUAGCCCUUUACGACCGCAACACAAACGCAAUGGCCGGAGGAAACAACGCCUCCAACACUCUCCCGUGGUCAUUACCAUAGACAGCGACAGCGACAACAAACAUACAGUCCAAACAACCACACUGGAAGAUGAUCGCGCCCUGGAUUUAUCUGACCGUGCUCUGACCGUGCCCGGUCUUCCACUAGGCGACCACAACCUGGACAUGGGGGUCGAUAUCAGUGAUUUACCGGUCGAUAUUCUCGACCGUUCUUUGACCGUUUCGGACCACAACUCGGACAUUGACCACAAUGAUGUAAUCGACCAUAAAACGGAUGUCGAUGACGACUGUGUAGUUGACGUUUCUAUAGACGUCAAGGACCGCGUUCUGAACACAAACACUGACGCAAAUGCGGUGGAUCGUACCCAGAACGCAGACGGUGGCGGUCUUGUUCGCCCCCAGGUCAACCACAGCUGUGACCCUGGGGGCGCAGCCUCCGACUCCCGUCACCUAGCAACCAUCCUACAGGACUUGGAACAUAUCACGCAGCCUAACCUGACCUUUACCCCCAACCUGAACCCGGACCCUAACCGCAUGCAGAAAGCCAGGCCGCCCAGAGAGACCACACCGACUCCUUGGUCCUCUGAGGGAGAGACUAACUUCAACACCAACAGCCCCGUUUCACCUACAGCGACCCACUCUACUAGUUCUGUAUCAUUCACAGACUACCACUCUGCUAGUCCUAUAUCGCCUAUAGGUCACCCUGCUAGUCCUAUAGGUCACCCUGCUAGUCCUAUAUCGCCUAUAGGUCACCCUGCUAGUCCUAUAGGUCACUCUGCUAGUCCUAUAGGUCACUCUGCUAGUCCUAUAUCGCCUAUAGGUCACCCUGCUAGUCCUAUAUCGCCUAUAGGUCACCCUGCUAGUCCUAUAGGUCACCCUGCUAGUCCUAUAGGUCACCCUGCUAGUCCUAUAUCGCCUAUAGGUCACCUGCUAGUCCUAUAUCGCUAUAGUCACCCUGCUAGUCCUAUAUCGCCUAUAGGUCACUCUGCUAGUCCUAUAUCGCCUAUAGGUCACCCUGCUAGUCCUAUAUCGCCUAUAGGUCACUCUGCUAGUCCUAUAUCGCCUAUAGGUCACUCUGCUAGUCCUAUAUCGCCUAUAGGUCACCUGCUAGUCCUAUAUCGCUAUAGGUCACUCUGCUAG
Molecule: messenger RNA, 17166 nt
Organism: Coregonus sp. 'balchen'
Lineage: Eukaryota; Metazoa; Chordata; Actinopteri; Salmoniformes; Salmonidae
Source: the annotation of a GenBank genome assembly